AUGUCUCCCAAAUUCGCGCCGAUGCAGAACGAUCUGCUCUUGCGGACUGCACGAGGCGAGAAAGUCGAGCGCCCCCCCAUGUGGGUAAUGCGGCAAGCCGGCCGCUACCUCCCCGAAUACCACGAAGCCAAAGGCAAUCAUGACUUCUUCGCCUGCUGCCGCUCCCCCGAAAUCGCCUCGACGCUGACCCUGCAGCCCAUCGAGCGCUACGCCAACCUCAUCGACGCCGCCAUAAUCUUCUCAGACAUCCUCGUCAUCCCGCAAGCCAUGGGGAUGGAAGUCGUCAUGGUGGACAAGAAGGGGCCGCAUUUCCCUCACCCGCUUCUCACGCCUCAGGAUCCGCAGUACCGCGAGGUGCUGGAGCGCGAGGUCGAUGUCAGGAAGGAGCUGGGCUACGUGUACGACGCGAUCACGCUCACGCGGCAGAAGCUGGCGGGGAGGGUGCCGCUGCUGGGGUUCUGUGGCGCGCCGUGGACGCUGCUGUGUUACAUGGUGGAGGGCGGGGGGAGCAAGAUGUAUGUGCGGGCGAAGACGUGGGUGUACAAGUAUGCGGAGGAGAGCAAGCGGCUGUUGCAGAAGAUCGCGGAGCUGUGUGUUGAGUACUUGGCGCUGCAGGUUGUGGCUGGUGCUCAGAUGAUUCAGGUGUUUGACUCGUGGGCGGGGGAGCUGUCGCCGUCGAGUUUCAAGGUCUUCGCAUUGCCUUACCUGCAGUACAUUGCUGAUCACCUGCCGGAUCGAUUGAGAGAGCUCGGAGAAGAGGUGGUGCCUAUGACGGUCUUUGCGAAGGGCGCUUGGUACGCACUGGAGGACCUAUGUAACACCAAUUACAACGUCAUCGGUUUGGACUGGCUGCACGAUCCAGCGGAGGCAUUCAGCAUAGCGCAGACACAUGGCAAGGUCCUGCAGGGCAAUGCCGAUCCCGGUGUGCUGUACGGAGGAAAGGGGGCGAUCUCCGCUGUCGUCAAGGAGAUGGUGAAGGGUUUCGGCGGAGGCAAGCAGGGGUGGAUAGCGAACUUAGGGCACGGUAUCACGCCCUUUGUAGAUCCUGAUGAUCUGCGGCACUUCUUCCAGGAGAUACACAAUCAUACAGCGGGUGAUAGAAAAUAG
Molecule: messenger RNA, 1107 nt
Organism: Coniosporium apollinis CBS 100218
Lineage: Eukaryota; Fungi; Ascomycota; Dothideomycetes
Product: uroporphyrinogen decarboxylase
Exons: 4
Coding region: 1-1107 (368 amino acids)
Biological process (GO): heme biosynthetic process
Cellular component (GO): cytosol
Molecular function (GO): uroporphyrinogen decarboxylase activity
Source: RefSeq, a predicted model, not a curated record